AUCCGGAUUGACUUUAUGCUACUCAUUAAGAUUCUUGGCAGUGAUGUUUUUUCAUGCAGCUGGGAAGGCUUAUCGUCAAGAUGGGAGAGUAGACUUUUGUUUUGUUCAAUGCCUCAAAAACUCAAUUUCAACAUUUAUCAGUUGACGCAACCUUCCAAAUAACUAUUCCCUCUUCUAUGACACUCAACUGCCUCCCUCUUCUACUACACAACAUCCUCGGUCUGCCCUUACUUAUGAUUUACACUGAAAAUUUCACAUUUCAUCUCUAAGACAGCUUCAAUGAAAUUAGGCGUUCUGAGUCGUCUCCGCCAGAGAGAGAGAGAGAGAGAGAUGGUAUUCCCAACCAUGAUAUCCUCUUUCAUUUCUAAAAGGCAACAGACGUGUGGUGUACUCACAGCCUUGCCAGUUAAGCAUCAUCCACUCCCCGGCCAGACGUUCACUGCUCCUUGCCGAAGCAUCUGUCGAUACACAAGGUCUCCCUCCGCAUUAGCGUGACAUUCUUUGCACUUCAUGGCGGUCCUUCUGUUCCUCGCCGCAGUCACCUAUGCGGCUCAUGGCAGCAGCACUCCUGGGAACGAGUGCAGUCGUCCCCUCCUCCAUGAUGGCCACUUCCUGCUAUCUAGCCUCCUAAAGAUGGCAGGCUACAGUGACGUGUGUGUGGCUGCCGCUCUGGACUCCUGCUCCUCGCCGCAGGAGAACGGUCCUUUUGCGUCCAUCAUGGAGGAGGCGAGGGCAAUGGUGCAGGAGGUGAAACAUGCGGUCAACACAUGGAAGUCUCCGCCGCGCCACUGCAAGGACAUAAUGGACUCUGGAGACAACGUGAGCGGCGUGCGCCAGAUAUACCCUUUCCCUGACCGACCCUACUUUCGCGUGAAUGCCUACUGUGAGCAGACCAUAGACGGGGGAGGGUGGACCGUGGUGCAGCGAAGAAGCAACGACUCCACCCGUCAGAGAUUCUACAGGACAUUGAAUGAGUACAAAUUGGGUUUCGGUGAUAAGGAGGGUGAAUUCUGGUUUGGUCUCGUGCCUAUAUACGAACUGACCAGGACGACGCUGCACGAGUUACGAAUUGACUUGGAAGAUUAUGAUGGAGCACGGGGCUUUGCUAAGUAUGGCUACUUCCGCCUGAUAAGUCAUUCUUCCUACAACCUCGUUGCUGAAAGGUACACCGGAAACGUAGGCGAUGCACUAAUCGAACACAACGGUCAACCUUUCUCCACCUAUGAUGUUGAUCGAGACAGGAGCGCGAUAAACUGCGCCGAGGUCUCUUACGGGGGCUGGUGGUAUCACGACUGCUACGACUCCAAUCUGAACGGCCUCCAGCAUAACUCUGCCUCUACAUCCGUCGAUGGGAUCAGAUGGAACACCUGGGACGGCCGCGACUCCCUCAGGCGAACCACCAUGAUGAUCCGCCCUGCCUUCUGAGCCAUUCUGGAGAUACUCUGGACAAUAUUCAAAUAACAUUAGUGUUUUUCAUCACUGUUUAUCCCUACAAUGUGUACAUCAAGAUUUGAAAAAAAUAAUAGAAAUAAUAAUAACACUAAUGAUGAUAAUAAUAAUAAUACCUAAUAAUAUUAAUGAUGAUGAUAAUAAUAAUAAUGAUAAUAAUAAUGAUAAUAAUAAUAAUAAUAAUAAUAAUAAUAAUAAUAAUAAUAGUAAUAAUAAUAAUUGUAACAAUAAUAGAAUGUCUUGUAACUUCUUUAAGACAUUUUUACUAGUGUUUUCAUUAAACCAAUCUUAUCUUUAAUUGUACCAAUUGCCAUAACAGAAAGUGAUGACAAUGAACAAUGUUGUGAACAAUGGUGCGUACAUGGAAACAAGGCGUUAUAGUUGAGAGCAUCUCUUUGCUGGAUUACCUCUUACUCCAGCCCUUCUCUCUGCGUACUUGUGUUGUCGCUCCUUUUAAACAAAAUAUGAUGAUAAAAAAAAGAAUACAUUUUGGUGAGAGGAAGUGACCGGGAUUCACUGCACGCCCUCACCUGGCUCUCGGGAAGGACACGGUCACUAUUUGUAAUACUUGCAUGGUGUGCUUCGCCGUGUAACAACUGCAGCAGUAUAAAGUAAAGACGUUUGUUACCAUAUCUUUUAACGUCUGCUACCAAGUAUGCUCAUGGAUUUCAUGCCCUCCACUCUUGAUAAAAAAGGUAUUAGUAAAUGAUAAAACUCGGAUACCUUGUGAAUCUUCAUCUUCAUCUGAGGCCUUUCUAGCAACAGGUGUCGCGUGAAGAGCCUCCGCCAGCGACGCAGCCACGGUGAGAAAGGCACCAAUCGUAAGGUCUUCAUUGUGAGUGCAGUCCAUGUUUCACUGGAGAUAAACGGUGCGCGGCGGCGUUCAUCACCUCGGAUCGGUUUUCAUGGCGUUAUCGUUGUAUAAAACAGAAUAGAGUGAGCCAUGCUGCAGUGUUGGGCGUAUUAUUGAUAUGUGAUUAGCCAUUCUGUUUCCUCAAGAUUUUACUCAUCAUUGAUUAUUGUCAAAAGGAAAGCAGUGUGCCUCAUUUCUCCGUGCCGAACAAGGAAGCUUCAUUUGAGCCGAGUCCGCGAAUCCGGCCUGCAGUGCUCGCUACUCACUACUCACUGCUCAGUGUCAGAGAAUCGGUGGCCGGUGAUGGCGUGGCGUUGUACCCAGUGAGGCUCCGCGUGGUUGUCCGCGUGAGUCUGUCUCGUCCUUGGCUGUUGUGGCGUGAAAGGUGGACACGUGGGCGCAGCAGGAGGACAGCCAAGCCUGCGUGAAGGUUGAGAUUGUGCUUCACUUUGGCCUCACCUGGCGCCAGACACACGCAGGUGAGUACACAUUACCUGUUAGGGCUGUUGUAAUAAUAAUAAUAAUAAUAAUAAUAAUAAUAAUAAUAAUAAUAAUAAUAACAACAACAAUAGGAAUAAUAAUGAAUGAAAAUAGUCACUACUGCACCACAAAUCAUAGACAAAGUUGUAAUAAUAAUAAUAAUAAUAAUAAUAAUAAUAAUAAUAAUAAUAGUAAUAAUAAUAGUAACAACAAAGCAACUGAAUGGUACUAAACAUGACCAUUUCUUCUCUGUUCUAUUGCAUCACUUACUGUUACGUGUAGUGAGUGAAUGAGACCGUGUUAAGGCCACUUGAACUUAUAUUGAUGAGUGGAAAAGAACCAGCUAACACUCUCCCUACCAAGACAAGUAUAUUUAUUCAUGGACUUAAUGCUACCACUGCUACGGUUCCAGCUCCAAAAAUAUUACCUACCAAACACCACGUUAUUACUGUACACGCUUUACUCUACGUUGGGUAUAACUUAAUGGCUGAACAUAAGGAAAAUUGAAAAAAAAGGAAAAUAGUUAUAGAUUUAAUGAAACCGAAAAAUAAUAGCACUUAUGUUUAGUUAUAUACAUUUUUUUCUUCCUUCAUUCUUACGAUACAGGGAGAGAAAAGGGAAGGGAAGUGGGAAGGUAAAGCAGGAAGAGGUGUUAAAAUCAAUAUAGGUAAGAAUUAAAAGGAAGGGGAAAAAUUCUGUAAAAGUAAUGAACGGUAUGAAAAAAAUGAAUGAAAAAUAGAGAACACAUUACGAUCCAGGGAGAGAAAAGGAAGGAAAGUGGCAAAGUAAAGUAGAAAUAGGUGUUUGAAAAUAAUCUAGGUAAAAAUUUAAAAGGAAGGGAGAAAAAUUUGUAAUAGUAACAAAAGGUAUGAAAAAAAAUAUUAAAGAAAAUAGAGAACAUUUUCUUACUAUACAGGAAGA
Molecule: messenger RNA, 3703 nt
Organism: Portunus trituberculatus (swimming crab)
Lineage: Eukaryota; Metazoa; Arthropoda; Malacostraca; Decapoda; Portunidae
Product: microfibril-associated glycoprotein 4-like
Exons: 6
Coding region: 511-1425 (304 amino acids)
Source: RefSeq, a predicted model, not a curated record